AUGACCCAGGAAGAACUAAUAGUCCUCUGGAAAACACUCUCUGAACUAUUACAGAAAGGCUUUAUCUGCUUUACUAAGCUGGAUGUGUCUGCUGCCUUCCAUAAGAUCCGCAUAGCCAAAGACCAGGAAUGGAUGACUGCCUUCCGUACGAGAUACGGGCUCUUUGAAUGGCUAGUCACCCCUUUUGGGUUGGCUAAUGCACCGAGCACCUUCCAAAAAUACAUCAACUGGACCCUCCGGGAAUAUCUAGAUGAAUUCUGCUCAGCCUAUAUUGACAAUGUACUUGUCUAUACUAAUAGGGACCUCCGCCAGCACUGGAAGCACAUAUAA
This is a messenger RNA of Aspergillus nidulans FGSC A4, 330 nucleotides long. Its product is annotated as reverse transcriptase family protein. The coding region runs from base 1 to 330 and encodes 109 amino acids. NCBI's taxonomy places the organism in Eukaryota, Fungi, Ascomycota, Eurotiomycetes, Eurotiales, Aspergillaceae. The transcript has 2 exons. The record is from RefSeq and is a predicted model, not a curated record.